AAGCUCAUAAUUUAGUCCCUGAUCCAAACGUAUAUACGGGCACAAGCAAACUUGGCGUCCAAGCAUCCUUUUCUAUAUGUAGAACCCACUUUUGAGUCCCACCUUUCUUUUAUCGGUUAUACCCUUUGCUCCCCCUCUCUCUCUCUCUCUCAAGAAGUUGGUACAGUGCAAACAGUUUGGAAAACCAAACCUAGCUCAAUUAUACAUAGAGAAUACAUGUAGGAGAAGCAAAAGUGGGAUACCAAUAGAAUUGAUUUUCUCCCUACCAAAAACAAGAGGUGAAUCGGGAAAAACUUGUCUCGAAAGAGACAAGGGGAGGUGAUUUGUAAGGAGGUGUGAAGGAAAUCAAGGAUCUGUUUUUGGAUAUAUGGGCAUAUAGGAGAAAGAGAUGACAUGGUGCAAUGACUCAGAUGAGGAGAGGGGAAUUGAACUGGUUGCGCCCACUGUUACUCCUGCAACUAACAACACUCUUGUUACUGACACAAAACAAACCGAAAAUCGCACCAUAACUUGCCCCUCAUGUGGCCAUAACAUUGAAUUCCAAGAUCAGACAGGAAUCAAUGACUUGCCGGGGUUACCAUCUGGUGUGAAAUUUGAUCCGAAUGACCAAGAGAUAUUAGAGCAUUUGGAAGCAAAGGUACUUUCUGAUGUUCCCAAGCUCCAUCCCCUCAUUGAUGAGUUCAUACCAACGCUUGAAGGGGAGAACGGGAUCUGUUACACACACCCAGAAAAGCUUCCAGAGUUGCAGGUGUAAGCAAAGAUGGACAGAUCCGGCAUUUCUUUCAUAGGCCGUCGAAAGCAUACACAACCGGAACAAGGAAGAGAAGAA
Vigna umbellata (rice bean) is the source of this 829-nucleotide messenger RNA. Lineage: Eukaryota; Viridiplantae; Streptophyta; Magnoliopsida; Fabales; Fabaceae. The record is from RefSeq and is a predicted model, not a curated record.